UAGAUAUUAACGUCCUGAGGUUUUUCUUCAACUUGGGCGUGAAGGCGUACUCUACGGCCAUGUACCCCCCCUGCGUUUACCUCUUCCCCCUGCAGCAGUACUACACCAUGCAACUCAAACCCCCCUCUCACGCCCCGUCCCCCACCUACGCCUGCCCUAGCCCCCCGGCCAAGCCGCAGGAGGCGUACCAACCCGGCCCCCCUUACCCCCCGGCAUCACCUUCCCCUCAGUUCAACCACCAGACCCCGCCCGCUGAGCCCCCGCGCCACACCGAACCCUCCUUCAACCCGAAUCCGUACCAAGGGGUUACCCAGCCUCCUCCCCAAAGGAUGCCCUGUACCUCGUUGUCCUGGCAACAGGUCCCUCCACCCAGAAACCCCACUUGUCCUGUAGCGUAUCCCUCCCCUCCUCCACCGUACUCCAACCCCUCCCCCUCCUCGCAGGGGUACCACCCAGGACAGGCCCCGGUACACUCCCUGUACCCCUCAGCUGCCCCCCCGUACCCCCCCUUCCCCAUCAGAUACCAGCCGUCGUCGGCCCCUGAGGAGCUCCAGGUGAGCCAGGGCGCAAUGGAGCAGCUUCCGCCCGGCAACGCGGAUCCCCUCCACAGCCACGGACAUGUCCGAGUCCUGGGUCCCAUGGAGACCCCCCCUGCUGCUAACAUGGUCAACCCUAACAACAACAGAGGCACUAUGCUCCCUGCCAACUACGCCUUGAAGAAGGAGCCGGGGGAGGUUCUGACCCGGACAGUGCUGCUGGUGGACCCCCCACUCAAUAACAAGCCUAUAGUACGUACAGCAUCUCUGCUUUCAGCAAUGCGCCGUUCUCACUGCUGUGUGUCUGACAGAGACACAUUUCCUGUGUUAAUUAUAGCAUCGAUUCCUUAGAAAGAGUUUAGAAAACAUAGUUAAUAGAUAGUUUAUUAGUUAUAGAUAAUUAGAUGCUGUCAGUUCCUCUUCGGAUUCUCCCUUACAAUCAAUAAAUCACAGUAUCCAGUUUGUUUUGUUUUAGUAAUUCAGUUAAAAAGUCAUACUUACUGUUUAGCUUCAUCACAAGUACUGUGAUUUAUUUCCUGCUAAAUAGAACCUAACUUUAAUAUCUAAGGGAGUCUGAAGACGAAGAUUAAUACAGAAAUGUGAGCUUGGUGGCCAACCUUAAAGGAAUAGUACACCCAAAACAUGAUUAGCCUUCAUUUUCUACUCACCCCCAUGCUGAACAACACU
Molecule: messenger RNA, 1223 nt
Organism: Cyprinodon variegatus (sheepshead minnow)
Lineage: Eukaryota; Metazoa; Chordata; Actinopteri; Cyprinodontiformes; Cyprinodontidae
Product: extensin-like
Exons: 3
Coding region: 60-887 (275 amino acids)
Source: RefSeq, a predicted model, not a curated record